AUGGCUGCACAAAUGAAGUCGUCUUUCGGCUCCACCGGGCAAUUGUGGAAUGAGCAGAAGCUCGCCGGGAAGCCAGCUGGGUUCUUUGUUAGCACCGGAACUCAAGGCGGCGGUCAAGAAACCACGGCGUAA
Messenger RNA from Linum tenue, 132 nucleotides. NCBI's taxonomy places the organism in Eukaryota, Viridiplantae, Streptophyta, Magnoliopsida, Malpighiales, Linaceae. The record is from the annotation of a GenBank genome assembly.